Penicillium verrucosum is the source of this 1692-nucleotide messenger RNA. Its product is annotated as nitrogen permease regulating protein NPR2. Gene Ontology annotation, molecular function: GTPase activator activity. The record is from RefSeq and is a predicted model, not a curated record. Gene Ontology annotation, biological process: positive regulation of autophagy; negative regulation of TORC1 signaling. Lineage: Eukaryota; Fungi; Ascomycota; Eurotiomycetes; Eurotiales; Aspergillaceae. The coding region runs from base 1 to 1692 and encodes 563 amino acids. The transcript has 3 exons. Gene Ontology annotation, cellular component: vacuolar membrane; GATOR1 complex.
AUGAUCAAGGCAAUCUUCUACAGUAAAUUCGACACGAUAGAAGGUAAGGCCCUUCAAUACCAUGAUAAACCUUCAAUGACCUACAUAUUGACCACGUACUGGCGUACAGGACCCAAAGUUGUCCAUCAAGUCCCGGACGGAGCCAUCGUACCCUCCCCCACUGCGCCCUCACAACCACCCUUCCUCACCUUCUCCGAUGUCUCGUUCUUCGUUAUCCCCCGCCAGGAGCUCUGUGGAAACCUUUUGCAAGUCUGCACAAACGGAUAUCGUAUCCUGGGCUACCCAAUCUGCAUGAAGUCAGUGCGGUAUGACCGAAAUGAAUUCAUCUUCAACUUCUGCAUAGUCCUCGCCGAGGAGGACGACUUCAGCACAUAUAAGAGCGUGGUGCAGAAGGUAGCAGACCUAAUGCAUGGUCUGGAAGAGCAGAAUGGUUUCUUGUCUCGCGAUUUCUCGAAGAGUGGCGAAGGGAAGAUAUACAGUCUUUGUGAGAUGUUGAUGGAGGACUUAAACAAUUAUUGCGAGUGCAUGAUUCCCAUUGACGAAUUGAACACCCUGAACAUCAAACUUUUCCCGAUAUAUCCCUCUCCCCCGGCUGUCAAGGCUUGGCAGGUACCGCUCUUCACGUUGCGAUACCAGGCCUUCAUGGAUGAGAACUGGGACUUGACCAUGCAAAGGAUCGUACCACAUAUCAACGGCGUUAACAGCGUCCGCAUCAUCUCCGUCCUAGCCGACACAGACUUCUCCCUCACCUGCCGCGCCCUCCGACACCUUCUCUACUACGGCUGCCUAUUUAUCCUCGACAUCUUCUCCUUCUCCGCGAUCUACGCCCCAACCGCCCAAUUCAGCCCAACAAUAGGCUCUGACGAAGCAAUGCAACUAGAAUGUGCCCGCUACGUCAACCUGCGCUUCGCACCACACCCACCAACUGGCCCCCCCUCCCAUCUCCCCCCAACCCUAAUCCCAUCCCCAAGUGCCAACAGCAGCACAAACAGCAGCACCGGAACAGCCCACCUCUCCAGCUCCCUCCCAGACGCAACCCCAAGCCUCGUACACGAGGAAUCCCGCUUCGACGCCGAGGAAAUCUGGCCCCUCCUCGGCACCGAAGAACCUGCCUCAUCCUCCUCCACCUCCCCAACAUCAACAACCACCCUCCACAAACCCGCAAUCGUCGACGGCGCCGGGCUAGUCGAGCUCUACGCAGGCCUGAAACAAGGCCAGAGCGUCAAGCAGUGGUACGCAGCGCACAGCCGCUCCCUGGCAAACAUCGACAUCCGUCGCUUCAUCACCUUCGGCGUGAUAAAGGGCUUCUUGUACCGCGUGCAUAAAUACGCUUGCGCAACGAGCCAGCCUGCGCCUCCGUCGCGCGCCACUACGGGUACCAAUACGCCCUAUGCGGUCUCGAGUGUGCCGGAGGACGCGCCUAUCUCGGCGGUUGCGAGGAGGGAGUCUAGUCGUGAGCGGGCUGGGUCGGUGGUUAGUGGGGGUCGGAGUGGGAAUGGGAAUGGGAGUACGGGGGCGUUGUCGGCGUUUUGGGAAGAGGAAGAUGAGGUUGUUGGGGAUGAGGUUCUUGGGAAGUAUCUUGAUGGUACGCAUUGCUUUGAUCAGGUUUGUACGGAAUUGGAGAUGAGUGAGAGGGAGUUGACGGCUAGACUUAAGAGGUAUCCUUGGGAGGUAUUGAUUAUUCAUAGAUGA